Melospiza melodia melodia is the source of this 2793-nucleotide messenger RNA. RefSeq names its product sestrin 2 (gene SESN2). The coding region runs from base 462 to 1844 and encodes 460 amino acids. The record is from RefSeq and is a predicted model, not a curated record. Gene Ontology annotation, biological process: cellular response to L-leucine; positive regulation of macroautophagy; regulation of response to reactive oxygen species. Gene Ontology annotation, cellular component: nucleus. Gene Ontology annotation, molecular function: L-leucine binding; oxidoreductase activity, acting on peroxide as acceptor. NCBI's taxonomy places the organism in Eukaryota, Metazoa, Chordata, Aves, Passeriformes, Passerellidae. The transcript has 9 exons.
GGAAGGAUUCCCAGCCCUCCUAUUCCUGGUGCCUGAUGGGGAUGGGAUGCUGAGGAUGGGAUGGAGAGGGGUCACCCACCCCAGGAGGAUCCUUGUGGCAUUGGGGGGGGGUCGUUCUGGAGAUUAGGGGAACAGCUCUAUUUCACCCUGGUGUUUGCUUGCCCUGCCUGUGCCUCAGUUUCCCCACUCAGUCAGACACAUCUGUGUUUCCCCUGCGAUGCAAAGACCCACACCCUUGCCCUGGCCGACCCCAGCAUUCUGUCCUGACAUCCCCAGGGCACCUGGGCCCUAUCUCAGCGCCCACAUUCACUGCUCCAGAUGUUCCUCCUCAGGCAGAGAUAGCGCCGUGGUUUCGUCACUGCGCUGGGGGCUGACCCCCAUCUCCUCCUCCCUCGCACUGCAGAGCCCAAACAAACAACCCAACCCACAGGCCGAGCAGGACGGGCUGUGUGGGUUCUGCCAUGGAGACCCCCGAGCCCCCUGUGCCCCCCGGGGCUGGCAGGGGGGGCACGGGCAGCGGGGGCCCCCGGCGGUGUCCGUUCCGGAGGCAGGGCGCUGCCACUGGGAUCCCGCAGGAAGGUGGGGAGAGCAGCCUGCACCAGCUCCUCGAGGCCUUCGUCUCCGCAGGCAGGGUGGACCACGUCGCCAUGGUCAUGGGGCUGCACCCCCAGUACCUCAGCAGCUUCUGGAAGACCCAGUGCCUCCUGCUGCGCAUGGACGGGCCCCUGCCCUACCACAAGCGCCACUACAUCGCCAUCAUGGCUGCAGCCCGGCACCGCUGCUCCUACCUGGUGGGGCUGCACAUGAGGGAGUUCCUGCAGACGGGGGGCAGCCCUGCGUGGCUGCAGGGGCUGCACUGUGCCCCCCAGAAACUCCGGAACCUCAACGAGAUCAACAAGCUGCUGGCGCACCGGCCCUGGCUCGUCACCAAGGAGCACAUCGAGGCACUGCUGAGGCCGGGGCAGGACAGCUGGUCGCUGGCAGAGCUGGUGCAGGCGCUGGUGCUGCUCACCCACUACCACUCGCUGGCAUCCUUUGUCUUCGGCUGCGGCAUCAGACCCGAGGGGGAGCAGGACGUGGGGAGCAGCUGCUGGGCCCCCUCACCCCACAGCAACAGCAGCCCCGCCUCUGGGGACAGCGUGGGGGGCUCUGGGGGCACAGAUGCCAUGCAGGAGGUGGAGGUGCUGAUGGAGAGGAUGAAGCUGCUGCAGGAAAACCAGCUGGAGGAGGACGGAGUCACACAGGAGGAGAUGGCAACACGCUUCGAGCUGGAGAAGACAGAGAGUUUGCUGGUCCCUUCCUCAGAUGUUUUGGAUCCCUCGCUGCAGUCCAACAUCCGCUGCUUCCUGGAGGACCCUGAGUUCGGAUACAAGGACUUCACACGCAGGGGGGAGCAGGCCCCCCCCACUUUCCGUGCACAGGAUUACACAUGGGAGGACCACGGCUACUCGCUGAUCAACCGCCUGUACCCAGACGUGGGACAGCUCCUGGAUGAGAAGUUCCAGGUGGUUUACAACCUGACCUACAACACCAUUGCCAUGCACUGUGGCGUGGACACCUCCGUGCUGCGCCGCGCCAUCUGGAACUACGUGCACUGCGUCUUCGGCAUCCGCUAUGAUGACUACGACUACGGGGAGGUGAACCAGCUCCUGGAGCGCAACUUAAAGGUCUACAUCAAGACAGUGGCCUGCUACCCGGAGAGGACAACCAAGCAGAUCUACGCACAGUUCUGGAGGCACUUCAAGCACUCGGAGAAGGUGCACAUCAACCUGCUCCUGCUGGAGGCACGCAUGCAGGCAGCUCUGCUCUACGCCCUCAGGGCUGUCACCCGCUACAUGACCUGACCUGACCUGAGCUGCUCUGCUCCUGCUCCUGCUCCUGCUCCUGUCCUGGCUGUGCAGGAACAGCCAGGGGGCAGCUGGAGCCCUGGAAUUCCACUGCACUGUUGUCUCCCUGCUUCACUGGCCUAGAGCUGUGGAAGUGGGAGCUUCCCUGCGCUUUCUCCCCGGAGAGGGGAGCCCCAGGAAGCUGCUGGUGCUGGAAGACCCCAGAGUGCUGCCCUGGGCCUGGCAGAGCUGCGAGGGCUCUGCUGCUCCGUGCCUUUUUGGGGCUGGCCCGAGCGGAGCCAGACUGGGAUGUCUGUGGCUGCAGUGCUGGUGUCACACCCUGUGACGUGUCCUGGCACCAAGGCUGCCGCCGAAGAGGACUGUCCCCCUGCCCGAGGUGGCCAGAGGAUGUCAUGGCCUUCACCCCUGCCUUUUGGGUCCUGCUGUGCUGGGAGACACAGCUGCUGGUGGGGGUGCUGCCUCGGCACCCCCUCCCCACCUUUCUGCCUCAUCCCCUGCAGUUUGGGACAUGAAGUGCCUUUAACCUCAGUGCCAGGGCAGGAGCAGGGAAAGGGUAAGAAAACCUGAGUGUGUUUUACACCUUUUUGCAGUUUUCCAACCACUGGCACAUCUCCACUGCCUCAGCUUCAGGGGCUGAGGUGGGGAGCUGUGCUGGGGCAUGAGGCUCCCUCAGCCCCUCUCGUGUUGUGAGGGUGGCAGGGUGGCAUGGGCUGCCCAUGGCUUCACCCAGAUCUGCCAGAGCAUCCCCAGCAGCACACAGAGGUGCCUCUGGGGAGCAGGAUCCAGGGCCAGCAGCAUCGCCACCCUUGGUUUGGCUGUUGAAUGAUAGCUCCAGUUAAGUUAUUUCUAAUUUUUUUUUGAUGUAUUAACUUCUGACUAGGCAUGGAAAUGCCUCUGUAACUCUGCUAUUGAUCUUGUUUGAAAAAAUAAAAUAAUUAUUUUUUAA